Molecule: messenger RNA, 1651 nt
Organism: Aedes albopictus (Asian tiger mosquito)
Lineage: Eukaryota; Metazoa; Arthropoda; Insecta; Diptera; Culicidae
Gene: Snap29
Product: synaptosomal-associated protein 29
Exons: 2
Coding region: 163-1284 (373 amino acids)
Biological process (GO): synaptic vesicle priming; exocytosis; synaptic vesicle fusion to presynaptic active zone membrane
Cellular component (GO): plasma membrane; SNARE complex
Molecular function (GO): syntaxin binding; SNAP receptor activity
Source: RefSeq, a predicted model, not a curated record
AAAAGAAGACCGUGGAUAAGUCAAAUCUUGCCGUUCGUUGGCGUGUGACGUCGCCGUGGACAAGUUCAUUGUAAUUUCCUUCUCAUGCAGAAGGCAUAAAGAAUCUUAAAAGUAAAACUAGAAAAACUUUUGCACAAAUAUCUGCUUAUUCCAGGAAGAAAAAUGUCAGGUCAUCAAUAUGUUCCGAGCCCGACCAAUUUGUUUGCAGACGAUGACGAUGUCGAUGAUCAACUAUUUCUUCGGAAUGCAAGACGGGCAGGCAGUAGUAGUGCAAGUCCCUCUGCAGACCAAGGAUACAACUUUGAUCAGUAUCAGAAAAAUUUCUUAUCCCAGAAUUACGAAUCGGUCGAAGAAGAAAAAUAUUGCUCAUCAAGCGGUGUAAACGUGAGAGAAGAUCACUUAAGAACAAAUUUUACACGACCGGAUGUGCUCGGACCGGAACCAUUCGAUCAAUCUGGAGGACAGUUCAAUAAUUAUGGUGGACAAAUUACUGGAGGAUAUGCAUCUGAUACUUAUGGAACAACGUCUGUAGCUACUUCUCCUUAUAACACCAGUUCUCAACAUUAUCGCCAAGCUCCUGGUUCUGCAGUAUAUAGCGAAGUGGAUUCCGAUGUUGAUGAAAUAAUUAAGCAACGUCAAACGUUUGAAACUAGAAGAAGAGAACUUGAAGAGAGUACUUUGCUUACAUCCCAACGAUGCCUUGGAGUGCUACGAGAAACUGAGCAGGUAGGAAUCGCUACGGCCGAAGAAUUGCAUCGCCAACGGGACCAGUUGGACAAAACAAAAAAGCAACUGGACGAGAUAAAUAAUUCGCUACGUUUCAGUCAAAAACAUCUUAACAGUCUCAAAAGUGUUUUCGGAGGACUAAAAAACUAUCUGUCUGGAAGAAUGGGACAAGAUCAACAAAACGGUCAAGCCGGAGUAUCUCAAACCAACAUAUCACCCUCACCUUCAGAAGAAGUUUAUCCAAAUCCGCAAGAUUUCCGAAUUCCUGAUAAUUAUUGGCCAGAUGCAACCACUCGUAGACCUAAUUAUAGUUCGUCGCAGGAAAUUAUACAUACUAAUGGAUCCACUAUGUCCGCAGGAGGCUUUAGCCAACAACUGGAUCAAAAUUUGGAUGACAUGCGUGGUAAUUUAUCACGUCUUAAAAAUCUUGCUUUGGAUUUGAAUCAAGAGAUUGAUAGUCAAAAUGAUCUAAUCGAUGAUAUUUCUAAUCGCGUUGAAGAUGUUGACGUUAAAAUCGGUAAACAAAACAAAGACAUAAAUCGGUUACUACGAAAGUAAAUUCAAAAUAUAUGUUUAUUAGAUAUAAUUCGAAUACAUCUUAUUACGUCACGUAAACCAUUGGUAUUGUAAAUCUAAUAUAGCCUCGUAUCUAUGCUGAAAAGAUUCGAUAAUUAUGUUCGGAAUUUAAAGAAAUUGUGGACUAGUAUAGGUAUUUUACCUAAAAGAGCUAUGUAUGUUCAGAUCUUCAUUGUAAAGCCUAAAAUUAAUUUUAAAUGCGUUUUAAAGAUUCCACGAUUUACAGCUCAGCAGUACAUAUAGGACACAAUCAGUGAAAUAAUGAGCCUAAUUUUUGUAUAGUGAGAAGGCCAAUAGAAUGUGUGGUAUUUCAAUUACCAAAAUAAAGUAACACGUUCUGUACAUUUUA